CCUUCUUCCACCCAGUUGUCAAAACAUAAACAGACAGCUACGGGAGUGGGAGUCAAACCUAAAGAAGUUUGGGAGUCAAACAAUCCACCCCGGUGGUGUGCAGCUAAGUUCAGCAAUAGGUUCUUCUUCAAGCGUUUGGAGAGCAUCUUGGAGAACAGCCAUGGAAGCUCAGCUGAAGAAGGAGCUGGGAGCAUCCAUGCUGAAGUCAACUGGCCAUUCUGGAGGUGGUUGUAUCAGCCAGGGACAGAGCUUUGAUACUGACCACGGGAGAGUGUUUGUCAAGAUCAACCACAAGAGUCAGGCGAAGCGUAUGUUUGAUGGGGAGCUGGCUAGCUUGGAAGCCAUCGUCAUGACAGACACAGUGAAGGUCCCCAAGCCUGUCAAGGUGAUAGAGCUGGAUACAGGAGGGGCUGUGUUCGUCAUGGAACAUGUUGACAUGAGGGGUCUCAGCAGGCACUCUAAGCAGCUGGGAGAGCUUCUGGCUGAUCUGCACCUACACAACCAGAGACACAGGGACAGACAGAAUAAGGAACAGCAGACAGUUGGAAAAGGACCUGAUGUUCCUGUCAUUGACCAGUUUGGGUUCCAUGUCCCCACAUGCUGUGGAUACCUCCCUCAGGAGAACGAGUGGCAGAGUGACUGGGUAACAUUCUACUCCCAGCACAGACUACAGCACCAACUCAACAUGGUGGAGACGUCUUAUGGAGACAGGGAGGCCAGGGAACUAUGGUCCCAGCUACAGCUGAAGAUCCCUCAGCUAUUUACCGACAUCGAGGUGUUCCCCGCCCUGCUUCACGGGGACCUGUGGGGGGGAAACGUGGCAGAGUGUUCCGACGGCCCUGUCAUUUUCGACCCCGCCUCCUUCUAUGGCCACGCUGAGUACGAGCUGGGCAUCGCCGGGAUGUUCGGAGGUUUCAGUGACUCCUUCUACUCUGGGUACCACAACAAGAUCCCCAAGGCCCCGGGGUUUGAUAAGAGGAAUCAGCUGUACCAACUCUUCCACUAUCUGAACCACUGGAAUCACUUUGGUGGAGGAUACAGAGGGUCCUCACUGAGGAUCAUGAAGGAUCUGGUCAAAUACUGACCACUGAUCAUCGCUGUACAGUAGCAUGAUGUACAACUACACUACCCAUAAUGCUCUGUAACAUAAACACACCAACGACACUGACCAGCUUGAAGGACCUUACAAAGUAUUACACUGCAGCUUAGUCUUCCAUCCAGAAGGGAACAAAUCCAUUUUUGGGUGAAAAUAUUAGUUCUUUCGAAAACCUUUUAACUCAAAAAGAAAGAAACAAGAAAACAAUGAUGCUAUGGUAUAGAAGAGAGAUACUAUAUUCCUAUUUAUCUUGAAAUGCUUGAGAAAUAUAUCAUUUUUGAGUUCACAUUCCACAGCUGUUUGAAAGCAUAAGUGUGAUUUUAAUGCUACAGUGUAAGACUAAACAUAGAGUAUUGCACAUCCAUUUGCUUAAAUAAGAAACAUAGCAGCAAGCAAGGUUAUGAUCUGUUUGAGUUGUAAUAAUUAGCUUUGUUAAAAGCUGUGUUAAUACUAAUAAUGCAAUGCUAAAUAAAGUACAUUACUUGCUUC
This is a messenger RNA of Coregonus clupeaformis (lake whitefish), 1585 nucleotides long. RefSeq names its product ketosamine-3-kinase. The transcript is spliced from 6 exons. The record is from RefSeq and is a predicted model, not a curated record. Bases 161 to 1084 code for a protein of 307 amino acids. NCBI's taxonomy places the organism in Eukaryota, Metazoa, Chordata, Actinopteri, Salmoniformes, Salmonidae.